Lipotes vexillifer (Yangtze River dolphin) is the source of this 1289-nucleotide messenger RNA. RefSeq names its product selenoprotein I (gene SELENOI). NCBI's taxonomy places the organism in Eukaryota, Metazoa, Chordata, Mammalia, Artiodactyla, Lipotidae. The record is from RefSeq and is a predicted model, not a curated record. The transcript has 10 exons. Gene Ontology annotation, cellular component: endoplasmic reticulum membrane; Golgi apparatus. Gene Ontology annotation, molecular function: ethanolaminephosphotransferase activity. Gene Ontology annotation, biological process: phosphatidylethanolamine biosynthetic process.
GGUCUUCCCAGUCUUGCCCAGCUGGUGUGGUGCUCGUGUUUCCCCAUCUCGUCGUGGAGCGUCGCUGCCGAGUGGGCGCUAGUGUUCGCGUCGUCAUGGCUGGUUACGAAUACGUGAGCCCGGAGCAGCUGGCCGGCUUUGAUAAAUACAAGUACAGUGCUGUGGAUACCAAUCCGCUCUCUCUGUAUGUCAUGCAUCCAUUUUGGAACACUGUAGUGAAGGUAUUUCCUACUUGGCUGGCUCCAAAUCUGAUAACCUUUUCUGGCUUUCUGCUGGUUGUGUUCAAUUUUCUGCUUAUGGCAUACUUUGAUCCUGACUUUUAUGCUUCAGCACCAGGUCACAAGCAUGUACCUGAUUGGGUUUGGAUUGUAGUGGGCAUCCUCAACUUCGUAGCCUACACUCUAGAUGGUGUGGAUGGAAAGCAAGCCCGUAGAACCAAUUCCAGCACCCCGUUAGGGGAGCUUUUUGACCAUGGCCUGGAUAGUUGGUCAUGUGUUUACUUUGUUGUAACUGUGUAUUCCAUUUUUGGACGAGGAUCAUCUGGUGUCAGUGUUUUUGUUCUUUAUCUCCUGCUAUGGGUAGUUUUAUUUUCUUUCAUCCUGUCCCACUGGGAAAAGUAUAACACAGGGAUUCUUUUCCUGCCAUGGGGAUAUGACGUUAGCCAGGUGACUAUUUCCUUUGUCUACAUAGUGACUGCGAUUGUGGGAGUUGAGGCCUGGUAUGAACCUUUCCUGUUUAAUUUCUUAUAUAGAGACCUAUUCACUGCAAUGAUCAUUGGUUGUGCAUUAUGCGUGACUCUUCCAAUGAGUUUAUUAAACUUUUUCAGAAGCUAUAAAAAUAACACCUUGAAACACAAUUCAGUCUAUGAAGCUAUGGUUCCCUUCUUUUCUCCAUGUUUGCUAUUCAUUUUGUCUACAGCAUGGAUCCUCCGGUCACCUUCAGAUAUUUUAGAGUUACAUCCUAGAGUAUUCUACUUAAUGGUUGGAACAGCCUUUGCCAAUAUCACAUGUCAGCUGAUUGUUUGUCAAAUGAGCAGUACCCGGUGCCCAACUUUGAAUUGGUUUCUGGUUCCUCUCUUCUUGGUUGUCAUAGUGGUAAAUGUAGGAGUAGCCUCUUACAUUGAGAGCAUUCUCCUGUUUACAUUAACAACUGCUUUCACUCUGGCCCACAUCCAUUAUGGAGUACGAGUGGUAAAGCAGCUGAGCAACCAUUUUCAGAUUUACCCCUUCUCAUUGAGGAAACCAAACUCGGAUUGACUAGGAAUGGAAGAAAAGAGUAUUGGCCUGUAA